AUGGCGGCGGCGGCGGGGAUGAGGGGGGGGGGGGGGCGCCACCGCAUCGAGGAGAGCGAGGGGGGGGUGAGCGUGCUGAGGGUGACGGUGGGCGGGAGAGACCUGUCGUUCGAGACCGGCAAGGUCGGGAGGCAGGCGAGCGGCGCCGUGAUGGCGAGGGACGGCGAGACCGUCGUCUACAGCACCGCCUGCACCGACAGGAAAACCACGACGUCGAACUUCUCGCCUCUGCGCGUGGACUACAUGGAACGGUUCUCAGCGGCCGGAAUGACGUCCGGCGGAUACAACAAGCGGGACGGAAGGGCGUCGGACAAGGAGACGCUGGUGUCACGCCUGAUGGACCGCCCCCUCCGCCCGGCCAUGCACCCGGGCUGGUUCCACGAGACGCAGCUGCUGUCGUGGGUGCUAUCGUACGACACCGUGCACCCGCCGGUGCCCCUCGCCAUCACCGCGGCGUCGGCGGCGCUGGCCCUUAGCAACGUGCCCCUGGUGCGCGCGAUCGCUGGGGUAACGGUCGGCAUGGACUCGGAGGGAGAACUCGUGGUCAACCCGGAGAUAUCCGUGGCGGCAAUGUCACCCCUUAACCUCACCAUCGCCGGCACGGCGGAUGGAGUCCUAAUGAUCGAGGGGGAGAGCGACUUUGUCUGCGAGGAGGACAUGAUGCGCGCCAUUGAGGUGGGGCACGCGGCGGUCAGGGACUUAUGUCUAGGUAUCGAGGAGUGGAGCGAGGUGGCAGGCAAGGAGAAGAAGACGGACACUCUUAGGCUGCCGCCGGAGGGGUUGGACGAGAUCAUGGAGAGAGACUUCCAGGACAAGGUUGACCACGCCCUGUUCGAGUCGGGGGAAGGGAAGGACGACCAGUCGUCGGCCAUGAGGGAGCUGACCGGGCUGACUCGGGAAGCGCUGCAGGUGGCAGAGGGGGAGGAGCCCGGAAACGGGCGCUACAGCACGUACGAUGUCGAGACUGCGCUGAAGAAGCUGUACUCGAAACGGUUACGGACAAUUGUCAAGGAGACAGGGCGGCGCUGCGACGGGCGAAGAACAGACGAGGUCCGACCAAUCAGCAUCGAGACGGGCCUGCUUCCCAGGACGCACGGUUCGUGUCUCUUCACAAGAGGGGAUACUCAGGCCAUCGCAACGGUAACUCUCGGGGGCUCCGGUUCGAGCCAGAAAACCGACGGCAUCACCGGUAUGAUCUUGAAGCACUUCUACCUGCAGUACACGUUCCCGCCCAGCUGCGUGGGAGAGACGGGCCGAAUCGGUGGCCCCGGCCGCCGCGAGGUGGGUCACGGCGCUCUUGCGGAGAAGGCCCUUUCCUACACCGUCCCCCCCGUGAACGACUUCCCGUACACCGUUCGGGUGGAGAGCCUCAUCACCGAGAGCUGCGGGUCGAGCAGCAUGGCCAGCGUCUGCGGCGGCAGCCUCGCCAUGAUGGACGCGGGGAUCCCGGUCUCCUCUCCCAUCGCGGGGGUGGCCAUGGGGCUGCUGCUGGAUGAGGAAGGCGGCAGCGGCGAGGAAGCGGUGGUGCUUACCGACAUUCUCGGACUCGAGGACGCGCUUGGCACCAUGGACUUCAAGGUUGCGGGCAACGACAAGGGUAUCACCACGUUCCAGCUGGACAUCAAGUGCGCCGGCCUCACCACGGCGCUGCUCGGGCGCGCCCUGACCCAGGCCAAGGCCGGGCGUCUUCACAUCCUGGGGGAGAUGCAGAAGGCCCAGCCAGACGGCCCGAGAAAGGAGAUUUCCCCCUUCGUGCCGACCGCGACCAUCAUGAGCGUGGACCCUGACCAGAUCGGAAAGAUCAUCGGCCCGGGAGGUAAGAUUAUCCGCCAGAUCAUCGAAGACUUUUCGCUCGACGGCAUGGAUGUCGAGGAGGACGGCCGAGUCAUGAUCUCCGCCUUCAACAGCACCAGCGCUGCAAGCGCCGUCAAAUACAUCGAAGAAAUGCUCAAGGACGUAACGUUACGUGGGGGGGGUAGGGGAGGCGGCGGCGGCGGCGGCGGUCGGUCUUCGCGCGGGGUACCUGCCGACUUCAACGCGACCGCGAUCAUCGGCACCACCUACAGGGAUUGCGAGGUGGUAUCCAUCCAGCCGUUCGGCGCGUUCGUGGAGUUCGCGCCCGGGCUGGAGGGCCUCGUGCACGUGAGCGAGCUGGACGUGAACCGCGUGGUGACGGCGGAGGGGUUCUUGGCGGACAAGCCGGCGAUCGACGUGAAGGUGAUCGGGCUCAACGACAAGGGCAAGGUGCGCCUUAGCCGCAAGGCCGUCCUGAUGGACGAGCGGGGAGGGAAGGCGGGAGGGGCCGCCGUUCCGAGCCCCCCGCGAAAGCGGCCGAACGGGGCCCUGGCUAGCGGGGGGGCGCUCGGAGUGGUGAAGCGCGCCGCUCCUGCGGCGGCGACACCAAAGACGGUGGGGGCGGCGAAGGAGGGGGUUGCGCUUUCGGCGGCAGUAGAAGGACCAGCCGGAGGCGGCGGGGAGGGAGAAGCGCCGAAGAAGGGCGGAUAA
This is a messenger RNA of Ectocarpus siliculosus, 2505 nucleotides long. The record is from the annotation of a GenBank genome assembly. NCBI's taxonomy places the organism in Eukaryota, Phaeophyceae, Ectocarpales, Ectocarpaceae.